Elaeis guineensis (African oil palm) is the source of this 591-nucleotide messenger RNA. The record is from RefSeq and is a predicted model, not a curated record. NCBI's taxonomy places the organism in Eukaryota, Viridiplantae, Streptophyta, Magnoliopsida, Arecales, Arecaceae.
GUCCCAGUUGACAUGGUUGUGAAUGCAACCUUGGCAGCCAUGGCAAAGCAUGGGUCAAGUAGGGAGCCAGGCAUGCACAUCUACCAAAUUGCUUCUUCUGUUAUUAACCCGCUAGUGUUCAAAGACUUGUCUAGGCUUCUCUUUGAACAUUUUAAGUCUUUUCCUUGCAUGGACCCUAAAGGGAGACCAAUUAUAGUCCAUCCAAUGAACCUCUUCAGUGACAUGAAUGAAUUCUCCUCCUAUGUUUGGACGGAUGCUUCUCAAAGGAGUCGAAAGUUAGCUGCUGCUACGUCACAUGAAAAACUAUCUAAAAGAUUGCAGAACAUAUGCAUGAAAUCAGUGGAGCAAGCCAAGUAUCUAGCUAACAUAUAUGAGCCAUAUACUUUCUAUGGUGGAAGGUUUGAUAACGCAAAUACUCAAAAGUUAAUGGAAGAGAUGUCUGAAGAAGAGAGGACAAGCUUUGAUUUUAAUGUGGGAAGCAUCAGUUGGAAGGAUUACAUCUCUAAUGUUCAUAUUCCCGGAUUAAGAAGGCAUGUUAUGAAGGGCAGAGGCAUGUGUACAAAAUCCCAACUUGUGGGCACAACACUAUGA